Monodelphis domestica (gray short-tailed opossum) is the source of this 2223-nucleotide messenger RNA. RefSeq names its product mannose phosphate isomerase (gene MPI). Gene Ontology annotation, biological process: GDP-mannose biosynthetic process; carbohydrate metabolic process. Gene Ontology annotation, molecular function: zinc ion binding; mannose-6-phosphate isomerase activity. Lineage: Eukaryota; Metazoa; Chordata; Mammalia; Didelphimorphia; Didelphidae. The record is from RefSeq and is a predicted model, not a curated record. Gene Ontology annotation, cellular component: cytosol.
ACCAAGGGAACAAGGUAAACCGAGAUUGCCAUGAUCACAAUCCUGGUGCUAGACGGGUCUCAUUUUUGAGGGAAGGAGCCUGAAGCCUGAGUAAAGGAUCAAAGGGAUCUGUUAGGGACAGGGGGAGUUUGUGCCAGAGCUGGAUUCGAGUCCAGACACCUUCCACUAGUCAGUGAAGGGGGAUGUGUGUUGGGACUUGUGUGCAAGGGCAUGAAUGGGAACCCUUCCACAGUUACUAAUCAUGCCCCAUCCAGAGCUAUAGCACUCAAACUACAGCUACAGUUGCUCACAUCUGUCACAUCACUGUAUUCCUGCUGUCCUGCCCAGUACAGCAUUAUGCCUGGGGGAAGAUGGGCCUUUCCAGCGAAGUGGCCCAGCUGUUGGCGUGCAAUGACCCGCUGGUCGUAAUCCAAGAGGACAAGCCCUAUGCAGAGAUGUGGAUGGGGACCCACCCCCGCGGGGACGCUUUGAUUGCUGACAGCUCCAUCAUCGAGAAGACCCUGGGCCAGUGGAUCAGCCAGAACGUAAGCAGUUUGGGAACCAAGGUCAAGGAAGACUACCGAGAUCUGCCUUUCCUCUUCAAAGUGCUGUCAGUCAACACGGCUCUUUCCAUCCAGGCACAUCCCAAUAAGCAACUGGCAAAGAAGCUUCAUUCCCAGGCGCCUGAGCACUACCCAGAUGGGAACCACAAGCCAGAGAUGGCCAUCGCCCUUACCCCUUUCCAGGCCUUAUGCGGCUUCCGGCCUGUCCAGGAGAUUGUGGACUUUCUUCAGAAGGUGCCAGAGCUCCAGUUUUUGAUUGGCAGUGAGGCAGUGGAACAGCUGAAACAGAGCACGGGCCAGGACCCCAAGGCUUCCUCCUCUGCCCUUCAGGUCUGCUUCACCAAAAUGAUGAAGAGUGACAAGGCCGCCUUUCAGAAACAGCUCAAUCUCUUGGUGAAGCGCGUCUCUCAGGAAGUGGCAGAAGGCAAAGAUGUGACACAGAGUCUGGGGGACCUCCUCCUGAAGCUUCAUGAACAGUAUCCUGGAGACAUCGGCUGCUUUGUCAUCUACUUCCUCAACUUGGUGAAGCUAGAGCCAGGGGAGGCCAUCUUCCUGGGAGCCAAUGUGCCCCACGCCUAUUUGAGUGGAGAUUGUGUGGAAUGUAUGGCAUGCUCAGACAACACAGUUCGGGCUGGCCUGACUCCCAAGUUCAUUGAUGUGGAGACCCUAUGUGACAUGCUUGACUACACUUCAGCCCCAAGCAGUGCUAAACUCUUCCCUUCGGUGCCUGAUGUCAUGGACUCCUGUGUUUCCAUCUACAACCCACCUGUACCUGAAUUUGUGGUUCUAAAGAUCUUGGUACCUUCUACCAGUCAUUUCUACUCGAUUACCACAUUGGAGUCAGCCAGCAUCCUUCUGGUGGUGAAGGGAAGAGCAGUGAGUCAGUCAUCAGACACCAAUCAGGAGCUCACCCUGAAGCGUGGCACCGUAGUCUUCAUGGCAGCUAACGUGCUUCUCUCCAUAGAACUCAAGUCAGAGGAGGACCUGCUGAUGUUCCGAGCCUGCUGUCAGCUCUAGCCAUUCUCUUCUUGCCUGCCAGUCUCACCACUCUUAGCUCUGUGGUUUCCAGUCAGCCCCUGUUGUGUGUCUGAGCAGCUGCAAGAAAGCAGGCAGAAGUAUCCCAGUGUUCCUUAACCUUGCUUCAGAGUCCUCUGGUCCAUCUGGAGGAGCUGGGGAAGGGACCUGUUCUACGUGGGUGGGCAACAAUCUGCCCAACAGUGGAAGAGGGAUGCACAGCUAUGCUUAAAGCAUGUUCCCCAGACUUGCUAUACUGGGGGAGAUGCUGGCCCUCUGCCUUCCCACUUUAAGGUUCCAGGUUUUAAUGCCGGUCUCUCUGUUACCAACCCCAGCAGGAGUCUGGGACAUAAUGUGGCAUAGGGUACCUCUGUUGGAGAGACUGCUAGAAACCUUCCUCUAAUUUGCCUCAGUCUCUUCUUCUGUAGAGAGGUGGGCUCCUAGCCAUCUGGUUUGCAGUCAGGGCCAUCAGCAGACCAUUGAGGUGGGUAUGUAGAGUUUCUCCACCACUGGACAUGAUGCUGUAGCCCUCUGGAGAAGGACAAUUGGCUCAGUGCAGACUCGGUUGCAGUGCUGUAUGUAAUACUUACCUGUCUCCCUCCAACGCUUGCUAGAGUGCUCUGCUCCUGACAGGCUCCCAACAAGCAUUUGUUGAGUUGACACACUA